CUUUGAAUGAUUAUUGAUUAACUCUGCUCAUUGUUGCUGUGGUCGUUGUUUGUUCUUUUUAAUUUUUGUUCAGAAAACCAGUUUGAAUGAUUAUUGAUUAUCAUUGCCGCCUCUGUGCUCGUUCUUCAUUUCUUUUGUUUAGAAACCACUUUGAAUGAUUAUUGAUUAAUUCUGCUCAUUGUUGCUGUGCUCGUUCUUAUCUACUCACUGCUAGUGCUCGUUGUUUUUUUAAUUUUUUGCUCAGAAACCAUUUUGAAUGAUUAUUGAUUAGCUCUGCUCACUGCUGCUGUGUUCAUCCUUCUCUGGUCACUGCUAGUACUCUGUGUUCUUAACUACUGUGCUUUUUGUGCUGUGCUGUUGGAAAAACUUGUUAAAAUUAUGUUGUGAUGUGCUUUUUUUGUGCUGUGUUGUGUCUCCCUCACUGCUGUGUUUUUUUUGCUCAAAUCCUUGUUAAAAUUAGGAUGGUGUAUAGUUAGUUGGCAAAGCUUGUUAAUCUUUCAUGAGAUUUGUACAAUGAUGAUAUUCCAUGAGCUUUAAUGAGCUUUUACUUGUUCAUAGUAAUCAGUUUAUCCUCAUUAAUAUUUGUUAAUUUUUGUGCUGACAAUCUUAUAAGAAUUGUGCAUAAAUUAUUGUCACUGUGUUGAUGAGUUCAAUAGUGUGAUAUAAUGAGUGAUAAAUUAUUAAUAAUUGAUGAGAACAAAAGUUAUUAAUAUAGUUUAUGAAUUGUAAUUAUGGAUGACAUUUUGAGGUUUAAAUUAAACUAUAAUUAUGUUUAGUGGAUUUAUUUAUAUUUUAUAUUUUACUUUCUAAAACGGUUAUUCCAGUUGAACUACGGUUGAACUGAUUAAAUUAAUAAACCAGUGAACCAGUAAUUAAAAUGGUUCGAUGACCGGUCCGGUGUUUAGAACCUUGGUUAAAAGGCAAAAUUAUUUAUUUUCUUCGUAUAAAAUUUACAUUUCAAGGCUCAAAUUUUCCUAGCAUAUGGCCAAGAUAUUUGAAUUUAGGAGCGUAUGAAAGUAAUUCGAAAAUUGAUAUUAGGGUGCAUCAGUAUUCAGUAGUAAUGUAAAGAGAAGUUAGUUAUAGGAUAUCUAUCCCUUUCAGGAGCUGCUUUGAGUGUAUAUUCUUAGAAGUAAUUAUUUUUUGUGAAACUUUAUCCAAAUUGAUGCGUUAAACUUGAAUUUUUGCGUUACAGUGCGAAAUUUUGUUUGUACAUGUAUGUAACUGAAGUACCUUGUAGCUCUUUGAAUUCCGGUGGAGCGAGGGAAUUGUACCUGGCUACGCGCAGCAUAUUGCUACAAUUCAAGUUCCUUGUUCCCUCAGUUCUUGAUGUUCAUAGACCUUUUAGGUCAAACUUCAACCAUUUGCUUAUUCAUAAAAACCAGAUCUUCUCAGCACAGGUUUUGGUUGCAGUGCCACACCACAACACCAUCCCCUAUAAGGUGGUGAGCCAGCUUCUUGCCUCUUUGCCAAAUCCACAAUAAGAGCUUUGCAACUUUGAAACCUUUUUGUCGGUUCCAAUGGAGCAAGCUGAAUUGGAUACCUCAAAACUACCGAGUUUUCCUCCUUACCGCCGAUCACACUUACGCAGCGAAACAUACCUCACUCUUACUCGAAUUUUCUCUCAUCUUCCUGCCACACCUGAUAAUGGCAACGGUAGAAAGAAGCCAGAAAAAAAGGAAAAGGGACCCGGGUUCCCUGAAUCUGUUGGUUCUGAUUUUAUACAUCCCAAGAAUGCUGUCCCGAUUGAAAGCAUACAGGAGUUUGACAAGACUGUUGAAGGGACUGGAAACAAGGGCAGGGUGUGUGUUGUCAAUGAUAUUGUUUUGGGUGAUAUAGAGGAGAUGAUGGGAAUAGAGGAAGUUGAGGAUACUUCGAGGACUCUGCUGCAGGACAGGUGUAACGAUGCAGAUAAAGAGCAACAAAGGAUAAUGGAUGAGUUGGAACUGGUUGUGAAUGAAACCCAAAAUAUCAUUUGUGAUAGUGGUUUAAUCUCUUUGAGUGCUGGGUCAGGUGAGGAACAGAAUGGCAGCAAUGCAGCUGAGAUGCAAGUACAAGGCUCAACGGAUUCUCUUCCAAAUUCUAAAGAAGCUGAAGUUGAGAAGGUAGAGCUGGAUUAUGAAGAUGAAAGGCUGCUGGAUUAUGAUAAUUUGGAAGAUAAAUGUAAAAUGAAAAAUGAAAGAAAUUUAGAAAAGUCAACUUGUGUAAACAAUGCAUCAAUUUCUUCAAAUAUUCAGAUUGAAAAUGAGGACAUAGAAGAGGGAGAGCUUGUUGGAGACCUUGGAGUGGAUUGUAAUUCAUUUGACAUGCCUACUGCAGAUUCCUUUAUUCCUCAAACAAACAUUGAUGAGGUUCAGAACCCCGAAAGUAUUAAUAUGGGGAAUACAGAAAAAGAAGGUUUAGGCAAAGAAAUAGGUAGUAAACUGGUUACUGACGUGCCAAUAAAUUAUGUUCAAAAUCCAGUCUUGCACAAAUCCAUAUUGGAAGAGGACUCUGACCAAGAUCAUGGAAACCCUGCUGCAUCAGAGAUGGUUGAUGUCAGCUGUAAAAAAAAGCGUGGCCCUGGUUCUGCAGAAAAGAAAGCGAAAAAGAAGAAAAAAGAGCGGAAAAAACGGGCAAAAAAGAACAAACAACUUGGUGUUAAAAGGUUGAAGUUGUCUCUAGUACAACAGAAACCAAAAACCAUCUCUUAUUGUCGCCAUUUUCUUGUUGGAAGAUGCUAUGAGGGUGACAAGUGCCAUUUUUCACAUGAUACAGUGCCUUCUACCAAAUCAAAGCCAUGCUCCUUUUUCGCUCGUCACUCCUGCAUGAAAGGGGAUGACUGCCCUUUUGAUCAUCAACUCUCCAAGUAUCCUUGUGUUAACUUUGUGUCCGGAGGUUUUUGUGUCAGAGGUGAUGCAUGCUUAUUUUCGCACCAGUCACCAGCCAAGGAAGAUUUUGCUCCAGCUUCAAGUGUGCACAACCCAGGAAUGAAAUCUCCACACUUUUCAGGAAACACAAAUUCCAACAUGCCACCUAACAUUCUUGGCUGUAGUUCUAUCCAACAAAACCAUUUGAUCAAUCCUCCAAGAGUUCAUUCUGAUAUCAAUUCGGAACAUAAAGCGACAAACACUGUACAGAAACAGCUUAAGCUUGCAUCUAAAGGAGUUAGCUUCGUCGAUGUUGCAAAGCUAUCGUUGCCUUCUCCUACUACGCCAAAGGAAGGCACGACCAAAGUUGGCUCAUCCUCUUCUGACCAACGUACAUCUGGAACAAAUCAAACCUUGGUUGAAAUUCCAAAGAAAUUGCCAGCUAGGAUUCCAAAGGGAAUUAAAUUUCUUGCUUUUGGGAAAGAUGCUGUGUGCAGUUUUAAGAGUUCUGUCAACUCCCUUGUAAUUGGGGAAAAUAGUAUUGAUUUUCUCCAGAAUAUAAGUUUCAGUUUGCUUGAUCAUACUAGUUCAUCCUUAAAAGAUGCAACAAAAGGAAGGGUACCACCGACUGAUUUAGUCUCCAGUGAGAUUUCUGGUAAAAAUCAAUCCGUGGCAGAAAGUAUAAAAUCGAGUUUUCCAGGAAAAGCUUCAAUGAAUGAUGCUUCAACUGGUUUACAAGGUAGCUCUCAUGUGGAUGACAACGGAAGCAAACCAGUCCAAGAGGCAAGUGGGGCAUCUGAUUCUUUUCAAAUUUCCGCAGCAACACCGUCGCCAUUUAUGCGUCUGGGUUCUCCUUCAUCUUCAGAACAGCUACUAUCUAGAAAGGAGCUCUUGUCGACUGUAUUGUCAUUUGCAGCAGAGCAUGAAUCAGUUAUCAAGAUGAAAGAUUCUGCUGGCACUUCAACUGCAUAAUUGGGUGAGAACUGAGAGUAAGGAAUACAGUAAUAGCAGUUCAAGGUAACAAGGUUGUUAGAAUCUUUCAUUAAGUGUAUUUUGGAUCUUAUAGAAUCAGUUAAUGAUAUGAUAGUUAAUUGUAUAUAUAAUGUAAUUUAUAUUCAUAUAUUUCAUCGUGCUUGUAUAAACUAAUCUUCAUCAUGUAGUCUAGACUUUCCGUGUUUUUCUUC
Arachis duranensis is the source of this 4030-nucleotide messenger RNA. Its product is annotated as zinc finger CCCH domain-containing protein 65. Gene Ontology annotation, biological process: negative regulation of DNA-templated transcription. Gene Ontology annotation, cellular component: nucleus. The coding region runs from base 1518 to 3818 and encodes 766 amino acids. Gene Ontology annotation, molecular function: RNA binding; metal ion binding. The transcript has 8 exons. The record is from RefSeq and is a predicted model, not a curated record. NCBI's taxonomy places the organism in Eukaryota, Viridiplantae, Streptophyta, Magnoliopsida, Fabales, Fabaceae.